AAUGCUCAUACCAAAAAGCCACCACCCAUUAAUUGCUGAACAAAAAGUGUAGCUGUAUAGAUCAUCUUCUUCUCCCCGCAACCAUCUCUCAGAAUUCACAGAUUCAAACUCUCUGUCAGAAAUGGAAAACAACACCAACAUAAAUUUAACUCCUUUUUAAGCAGUUUCUGAUGCCAAAAGAUUCCAACUUUGAACACGCUCGUUCUGCAUGGGAAUUUCAAAUUUCCGUUCUUUGUAACCAACCGUCGGUCAAAUUCACAGAGUCUUCGUUUCCGCACUCACGUCUGUGAUUCCUCGUCGUCCUACAUAAACACGAGUAGAAAUCUCUUCUGGGUCGUGUGCAAUAUCGGGGAGCUAUGCCAUACGAAACUGAAAAAACGAAGAGUUCAGCGGCAGCGGCGGCGGCAGGGCAUGGUAUGAUGGAGAUAGAAGCGGGAAAGCCCUCAGGAAACGGGGUUGUGGCCGGAGGGCUGAGCCAUCUGAGUGAGACUCUGUGGAGGGAGAAGACAAGUUUGGAGAUUGUGGGAGAUGUGUCUGCAAGGCUGACGUGGAAGGAUCUGACGGUGAUGGUGACUCUGAACAACGGCGAGACGCAGAAGGUGUUGGAGGGUUUGACUGGUUACGCUGAGCCUGGAACUUUCACGGCUCUCAUGGGGCCUUCUGGUUCUGGGAAGUCUACUUUGCUUGAUGCUCUGUCGAGUCGGUUGGCCGCCAAUGCUUUUCUUUCUGGUACUAUUCUGCUCAAUGGCCGCAAACGGAAGCUCUCUUUUGGCACUGCUGCCUAUGUGACCCAAGAUGACAAUUUGAUUGGAACUUUAACGGUGCGAGAGACGAUUUCUUAUUCGGCAAGGCUAAGGCUGCCGGAUAAGAUGGCUUGGUCGGAAAAGCGGGCACUGGUUGAGAGUACAAUCAUAGAGAUGGGUCUGCAGGAUUGCGCCGACACAGUUAUUGGAAAUUGGCAUUUGCGUGGGAUCAGUGGGGGAGAGAAGAGAAGGGUCAGCAUUGCUCUUGAAAUCUUGACGAGGCCUAGAUUGCUCUUCCUGGAUGAGCCAACAAGCGGACUUGAUAGUGCUUCGGCGUUUUUCGUGACUCAGACAUUGCGUGCCCUGGCACGAGACGGAAGGACUGUCAUAGCCUCAAUUCACCAGCCCAGUAGUGAAGUCUUUGAACUGUUUGAUCAACUGUACUUGCUUUCUAGUGGCAAAACAGUCUAUUUUGGUCAGGCGGCAGACGCAUAUGGGUUCUUUGCACAAGCCGGCUUUCCGUGCCCUGCUUUGAGGAACCCAUCUGAUCAUUUUCUUAGAUGCAUAAACUCCGACUUCGACAAAGUAAAGGCCACACUGAAAGGGUCCAUGGAACUCAGGUUUGAGGCAAGUGAUGACCCGUUGGAGAAGAUUACCACUGCUGAAGCUAUAAGAGUUCUUAUUGACUCCUAUCGUUCUUCUCAAUACUCGUACGCAGCUAGAGAAAAAGUUGAGGAGAUAUCGAAAGUUAAAGGAACCGUGCUAGAUUCUGGAGGAAGUCAGGCUAGUUUCUUUAUGCAGGCCUUCCAAUUGUCCAAGCGUUCGUUUAUCAAUAUGUCGAGGGACUUUGGAUACUACUGGCUCAGGCUCGUCAUUUACAUUGUCGUCACAGUUUGUAUCGGAACCAUUUAUUUGAAUGUGGGAACGGGUUACAGUUCGAUUCUGGCACGGGGUUCGUGUGCAUCAUUCGUCUUUGGUUUUGUCACGUUCAUGUCAAUUGGCGGGUUUCCUUCCUUCGUAGAGGAUAUGAAGGUUUUCCAAAGAGAGAGGCUGAAUGGCCACUACGGCGUUACUGCAUUUGUCAUCAGCAACACGCUCUCUGCAAUGCCAUUCCUGAUACUGAUUACCUUUCUCGCCGGAACUGUUUGUUACUUCAUGGUCCGGCUCCACCCGGGCUUUGAGCAUUAUCUCUUCUUUGUGUUGUGCCUUUAUGCAAGUGUCACCGUCGUUGAGAGCUUGAUGAUGGCGAUAGCCAGCAUCGUCCCCAACUUCCUCAUGGGCAUUAUCAUAGGGGCUGGAAUUCAGGGUAUCUUCAUGCUAGUCUCCGGGUACUUCAGGCUCCCGAAUGACAUCCCAAAACCCGUCUGGCGUUACCCUAUGUCAUACAUCAGCUUCCACUUCUGGGCUUUACAGGGACAAUACCAGAAUGACCUGAGCGGCUUAUUGUUCGACAACCAGACACCGGACCUUCCUAAGAUUCCCGGCGAGUACAUCCUGGAAAAUGUGUUCCAGAUUAACACAGCCAGAUCGAAAUGGAUAGACCUGAGUGUGAUCUUGAGCAUGAUUGUCGUGUACCGGAUCAUCUUCUUCAUCAUGAUCAAGUUCAGCGAGGAUGUGACGCCGUGGAUUCGAGGUUACAUGGCGAGGCGAAGAAUACAACAGAAGAAUGGAAACCAGAACACAACAGUUGCUCCCGAUGGCCUCACACAGUCACCUUCUUUGAGGAACCAUGCAAGAAGGUAGACUGAAACCUCUGAAUACAAAUUCCACAAAAUUAAAAUACACUUGAGGGACUUCGAAUUUAGAAAUUGUAGUGUAUGUUUUGAUGCUUGAUUUCUAAAUAUUAUGAGUUUUUAAGCGGA
This is a messenger RNA of Malus domestica (apple), 2605 nucleotides long. RefSeq names its product ABC transporter G family member 11-like. The record is from RefSeq and is a predicted model, not a curated record. Gene Ontology annotation, molecular function: ABC-type transporter activity; ATP hydrolysis activity; ATP binding. Gene Ontology annotation, cellular component: membrane. NCBI's taxonomy places the organism in Eukaryota, Viridiplantae, Streptophyta, Magnoliopsida, Rosales, Rosaceae.